Messenger RNA from Ustilago hordei, 390 nucleotides. RefSeq lists its product as uncharacterized. Gene Ontology annotation, molecular function: protein binding. Bases 1 to 390 code for a protein of 129 amino acids. NCBI's taxonomy places the organism in Eukaryota, Fungi, Basidiomycota, Ustilaginomycetes, Ustilaginales, Ustilaginaceae. The record is from RefSeq and is a predicted model, not a curated record. The transcript has a single exon.
AUGAUUACAUGUGUCACUUCAUUCCACAUACGCACAUACAGACCAUCAGUAGGAUUGGAUGCGAGGGUGGUGGUGUGGGAUGUUGUGAGGAGAAGAGUUGUGCAGGUGUUGAGGGAGCAUGGUAGAUUUGUUGUUAAAGUGGCGUUUAGUGGUAGUGGAGGGUACUUGGCUAGUAUUGGUUAUGAUAAGAAAGUAGUUGUGUACCGACGGACGAAACGUACCGCUUUUGCUGCCUCGCAAGGAGAGCAAGAGGAGCAAGAGGAGCAAGAGGAGCAAGAGCAAGAGCCGGAGGAGUUGCAAGGAGAACGAUAUGUGAAAGUGUGGGAAAAGGAAACGCAAACCAACCCGGAAAGCAUCCUUUUCAUCCGUGCUUCCCCCUACCGUGCCUGA